This is a messenger RNA of Silurus meridionalis, 1221 nucleotides long. It is a transcript of the gene fbxo36b, whose product is annotated as F-box protein 36b. Gene Ontology annotation, molecular function: protein binding. NCBI's taxonomy places the organism in Eukaryota, Metazoa, Chordata, Actinopteri, Siluriformes, Siluridae. The transcript is spliced from 2 exons. The record is from RefSeq and is a predicted model, not a curated record. Bases 70 to 1161 code for a protein of 363 amino acids.
GGAACAGACCGUACGGCUGCGCUGUGACACUUUGACCCCUGGGAUGGAGGAUUUGGCCCGAGAUGUUGGAUGGAGGAGAGUUUUCUUUACCAACAAACUCCAGCUCCAAAAACAGAUCCGCCGCCGCAGAGUGUAAUGAGUCACUCUGAUAAUCAGCAUCUCCUGGACAUGGUGAAGAUGUGUGUACACUUCAUGAUGUUCCUGGCUAUAGGUGUGUUCACGUACGUGAUCGCGGUGACGGUUCACGGCUCUCCGCACCUUCGGCGUAAUGUUCAUUACCACCUGCUCCUGCAGCACUGCAUCUGCCUGACGGGCUUCAAUGCAGCGGGCGGAGUGUUACACGUCCUGCGCUCCCUGCGCCUCCCCGUCACACGCCUCGCCUGCUGGAUCCUGUUCGACCUCCAGGUGGUGAUGGCACGAGGCCUAAACUUCACCCUCACCCUCAUGUGCAUGUGCACCUGUCUCUCCGUCUGCUGCCCGCUGCGCUACAACUCCCUGCCACGCACCUUCUACCGCUGGAUGAUCUCAGUGACCUGGAUUCUGGCUCUAAUCAACCCGGUAGUGUUUACGGCUUUGGCGUGUGCACAGCAGCCGUGGCGCUACGUGAUGGCUCCAGACACCGAGUGCUCCACAGCUUUGGAGGGUAAAGCGUGCAUCAUCAGCUCCCUCCUGCUCCUCCUCCUAAUGGUGCUGCUUAUUUCCAGCAGUUACAUCUGCAUCUGUCUAGAGGAUCACCACGCUGGGCAUUUUUCCCGCUCCAACAGUAAAGGACGACGCACCAUCCUCAUCCACAUACUGCAGAUCAGCUUGCACACCUUCCCCACCUUCAUCAUCGUCUCCCGCAUGCACCAGAUGCUCGUCAUAGCCCUCAUUACCUUCCUGAUCUUCAGCAUCUCACAGUUCCUCAGUCCAGUCAUUUAUGGCCUGCGGUGUAAAGAACUCAACAAGGAAAUCCCCAGGUUCUUCCCGUGCUUCUUUAACAAACCUGUGUCCCUGAAACAACAACGAGGCUCCUGGACCAUCUCCACCAUCUCAGGAGUACUGAGCAGCAGCGAAACCGACCACAGCACCAGCAUGGUCACUGUUCACGUGUCUGAGACCCAGAACGAUGACCAGAACAAACACCAUGUGAGUGAAGAUCACGUGGAAAGUACAAUCUGAAAUGUAAAAAUGCACAAAAAACGGAAGAAGUGAAGAACAGAACCAUCCCCUCUCUCUCUC